AGUUCACUUGAUCGGUUCAAUUGGUUGACUAAAAAAGGUAAACAGCUUUUUAAAGAGGUGAGCGGAGAGGACAAUGACUAGUGAAGGAGAGGACGAUGACUGGCGAAGGAGAGGCAGAUCUGUUCUGUCAAUGGAAGAAGGAGGUGAGCAGCGAAGGGCUGAGAUCAGGGAGGUAGUUGUGGAGUCGCCGACGGCUGGGAUCAGGGAGGCAGUUGGCCGACGGCUGGAAACCGUCGAUGAAGGUGGCUUGAGAUUGGGCAAGGAAAGGCAGACGGUGGUGACUGGUGAGUGGUACUGGUGACUGUUUGUCUCUUCCUCUGCUCUCUUUUGUUUCUGAUUUGUUGUUGGUUUGCUUUUGCAAUGUAUUGAGAUAGAAAAUCCGAUUGUUUGAGACUUUAGUUUUUUUUCUUUUUUUUUUGGUGGAAGUUUGAGACUUUAGUUUUGUUUUUUAAUUGAUUUUAUCUUUUAAUUUUUAAUUUAAAUAUAUGAUUUUUAUUGU
Messenger RNA from Rubroshorea leprosula, 499 nucleotides. NCBI's taxonomy places the organism in Eukaryota, Viridiplantae, Streptophyta, Magnoliopsida, Malvales, Dipterocarpaceae. The record is from the annotation of a GenBank genome assembly.